GCGGGGGACGAUACUCAUGAGGUUCAUCUCAUUACGAUUCACGUGUAAGAAAAUGAACAACCGUCAAAACCGUUUCUUUCUUUCCCGGCGAAGCAUAUAACAUCGCACAUUCCCUCUCCGGACUCUUCUCACAGCUUGCGCGCGCGCUCUCUCUCUUUCUCUGUCUCUUGUCGGUUAUUAGGCGAUCCUCCAAAAUGGCUACCGCCGCUGUUGCCGGGAUGAAUGGCGGCCUAGAGCCGCAAUCAGCUCUGAUCUUCCUCGGCACCGGCUGUUCAAGCGCCGUUCCUAACGCACUCUGCUUGAUCCGCCCCUCUGAUCCUCCGUGCCAGGUCUGCUCCCAGUCACUCUCCGUUCCACCAGAGCAGAACCCUAAUUACAGGUGCAAUACAUCGCUUCUUAUAGAUUAUUCUCCCAGGAAUGGUGAACACAAGUAUAUACUGAUUGACGUUGGCAAGACUUUCAGGGAACAAGUGCUCCGCUGGUUCACUCGUUAUAGAAUUCCUUGUGUUGAUUCUGUUGUUUUGACUCAUGAACAUGCUGAUGCAGUUCUUGGUUUGGAUGAUAUACGUGCAGUUCAACCGUUUAGUCCAACAAAUGACAUUGACCCUACACCAGUUUUUCUUAAUCAGUAUGCAAUGGAUAGUCUUGCUGUGAAAUUCCCCUAUUUGGUUCAGAAAAAACUCAAGGCUGGCCAGGAAGUUAGGCGUGUAGCACAACUUGAUUGGCAGAUCAUUGAAAAUGAUUGUACAAAGCCAUUUGUUGCAUCAGGACUAGAAUUUGUUCCACUGCCAGUGAUGCAUGGGGAAGACUAUGUAUGCUUGGGCUUUCUUUUUGGUGGAAAGUAUAGAGUUGCAUAUAUAUCUGAUGUUUCACGCUUUCUUCCAAGUACAGAAUCUUAUAUCUCAAAAGAUAGUGGUCAACAGUUGGAUCUACUUAUCUUGGACAGCCUUUAUAAGACGGGUUCCCACAAUGUUCACUUGUGCUUCCCUCAGACCCUUGAUACUAUUAAAAGACUAUGCCCAAAGAGGGCUUUUUUAAUUGGGAUGACUCACGAAUUUGAUCAUCACAUAGACAAUGCAUUCCUUAUGGAAUGGUCUAAAAGGGAAGGAAUACAAGUUCAGCUGGCAUAUGAUGGGUUGAGGGUCCCCAUUGACCUAUAGAGAGGUAUCAUUUAAAAAUUUACUUGCAGAUCGACUGUGAACCAUGAAGGAUAGCACACCCAUUCUUGUACUAGUAUCUCCACUCUUGAUUUUAGAGUAGAUGUCAAGAUACAAAACCGUGAUUUAGAAAGAAAGAAGUAGCAGGAAGAGAGGCCAGUAUGUAUGUCUUCCUGGCUUAACUAGUAUCUUGUGUGUUUCUAUUUGCUCAAUUACUCCCCCCAUGGAGGGGCUGUAAUGCCAUAUUAUUUUCCCUGCAAUCAUCAUGCAUUGAUCAAUGCCUGAUUUGAAUCUGAUCUGUUGCAGAAUGAAUAUAAUAUUACCCCCAUAUAUGAAAUAUCAUUUUGGUACAUGGUUGUUCUCCCUUACCUUUCCUUAGCUUGUUUGUACUGUGUUUCUGGGAGUAUGCAAUGAAUCCUUAGGCAAGAAAUGCUUAGAUACUAGUCUUGGACACAUUUUAAUUAUUGGGUUCUCUAUGUAUAUGUUUUGAUGACUUAAAUGAAAUUAUUUUGGUGUUAAUCUAAA
This is a messenger RNA of Ipomoea nil (Japanese morning glory), 1682 nucleotides long. RefSeq names its product putative hydrolase C777.06c. Bases 195 to 1160 code for a protein of 321 amino acids. Lineage: Eukaryota; Viridiplantae; Streptophyta; Magnoliopsida; Solanales; Convolvulaceae. The record is from RefSeq and is a predicted model, not a curated record. The transcript has 10 exons.